AUGUCUGUCAAGUAUAUUUUUGCUCUGGUUACCUCUCAUAUGUGGGUCGGCGAGACCAUCCAUCCUGCUCUCAUGAAAUCUGUGAUAGGAGGAGGUGUUCUUGCUCACGCCUAUUAUCCUACUCCGGAUAACGUCUACUCUUUUUCCGGUGACGCCCACUUUGAUGGGGACGAAGACUGGAAUGACGGGCCACAUAAAGGUAGGAUUUUCGUGCCAAGAAUGGCCAUUAUUAAUUUAGUCUGCUGUAUAAACCCUUACUGGUAUGCAAACUAA
Protopolystoma xenopodis is the source of this 273-nucleotide messenger RNA. The record is from the annotation of a GenBank genome assembly. NCBI's taxonomy places the organism in Eukaryota, Metazoa, Platyhelminthes, Monogenea, Polystomatidea, Polystomatidae.